CUGGAGGUUUUAAUUGCUGGGGUCAAAUUGACCCCGAGGGUAAAAUAUGUUAGUAAAUGUAAAGGUAACAGGAGGGUUAAACAGAGCAUUUUUCUCUUGUUUGUCAACCAUUAACUCCACCAUGAUACAAUCUAAAGGUGGACAGAUUGACAAGUUACUUUUUUUUUGCUCGGUCCCGAUGCGCGCGCACGGAGCUCUGUGGCGCGCCAGACGGAGAUCGAUAAGUGUUAACGCAACGCGUAGAGACAGAGAUGACAUGCUGCUGUGGAGAUACGAUCAACAACAGACGUUUAGUUUAAUAAAAGAACAAAGACGUGCUCUAGAGAACAUGUCAGGGGGCGGGCCAAUCUUUUUAAUGUCAUGCGAUCUACCAACACUACGCCGCGAUCGACUGGCAGGUCGCGAUCGACGUGUUGAGACCCCUGAUCUACAGGAAGUAAAAGUCGUAACAAGGUUUCCGGAGGUGAACCUGCGGAAGGAUCAUUACCGAUGAACAGACCGUCUGCAUGAGAGCGGACAGAGUUCAGAUUGAAGUGGUGUAUUGGAAGCUCAUUUUGCAAGUGACUUUUUUUUCGUCCCAACGACCAACAACAGACGGAUUGGAAGCUCAUUCUGCGCAUGCGUUAAAUGCGUUAAAAAAAAAACUAGUUAGACCUGUAAUUGGAUUAACUGAGUUAACGCGUUAUUUUUCACAGCACUAUUAAUUACAUAUGCUAUAAACAGAGUUUCUCUUAUGGUUUUGUCUUUCUUCACAAAUCAAAGCAAAUGCUUGUUUACAAAGACCACAAACCGUCUGACGGUCUUUAGGCCUAAUGUGAGUCGGCAUAGUCUCACUUUUUACAUACUGAUGAUUGCAGGGUGCUGUACAAGAUGACAUCUUCAGUGAGUAAUGCUGCAUACACACUGUGGUAAAUACUGAUAGGCAGCGCUGUUCAACCGGAGAGCCUUGAUCAGCAAAGGGGGGAAGACUAUUUAGACCAGCCUACUUGUUUUGCACCAGAUGUCCCUGGGAGAGCCAGCGAAGCUGUUGAAGAGAGAGCAGAGUGAGCAUUUGUGUUGUCGGGAUGGCCAGGUGGAGUUUGUGGCGCAGCCGCGUGAUGGUGUCCCUGCCCUGGAUAGGAGAGCUGACAACAGGUGUGCGCUGCGGCAGCAGCAUGCCGGUGGUCCGACAGGUGGACUCACACAGCAGCAGCACCGUCAGGCCUUUUAAUGAGAUUCCUGGACUGUGGAAAAAUGGGGUGGCCAACUUGUAUAAUUUCUGGAAACUGGAUGGCUUCAAAAACCUUCACCGCAUCAUGCUACAGAACUUCAACACUUUUGGACCCAUUUACAGAGAAAAAGUAGGUUACUAUGAAAGUGUGAACAUCAUCAACCCUGAAGAUGCUGCGAUCCUGUUCCAAGCGGAGGGCCAUCAUCCCAGAAGGCUGAAAGUUGAACCCUGGACGUCAUACAGAGACUUCAGGAAUCUCAAAUAUGGAGUUCUAUUAAAGAAUGGAGAGGACUGGAAAUCAAACCGUGUGAUUCUCAACAAGGAGGUGAUUUCCCCGAAGAUGUUGGAGAACUUUGUGCCUUUGCUGGACGAAGUGGGGCAGGAUUUUGUGGCCAGAGUUCACAAAAAGAUCAAGCAAACUGGCCAGAACAAAUGGACCACCGACCUCUCUCAAGAGCUUUUUAAAUAUGCACUGGAGUCGGUGAGCUCCGUUCUGUAUGGGGAGCGUCUCGGUCUGAUGCUGGACUACAUCGAUCCUGAAGCUCAACAUUUCAUUGACUGCAUCACCCUGGUGUUCAAGACCACCUCCCCCAUGCUGUACAUCCCUCCUGCUCUGUUGAGGCGGAUUGGAGCCAAGGUGUGGCGGGACCAUGUGCAGGCCUGGGAUGGGAUCUUCAACCAAGCGGACCGCUGCAUUCACAACAUCUACAGGCAGUUACGUCAGGAAGAUGGCACUUCGAAGAAAUACCCAGGAGUCUUGGCUAGCCUGCUCAUGCUGGACAAGCUGUCCAUUGAAGACAUUAAGGCCAGUAUCACUGAGCUCAUGGCUGGAGGAGUGGAUACUACUUCUAUCACGCUGCUGUGGACAUUGUAUGAACUUGCUCGGCACCCCAGCCUCCAGGAGGAGCUGAGAGCAGAGGUGACCGCAGCCCGGGCUGAAAGCCAGGGAGACCUGCUGGAUAUGCUGAAGCGGAUUCCACUGGUCAAAGGAGCUCUGAAGGAAACCCUGAGGCUACACCCAGUUGCAGUGAGCUUGCAAAGAUACAUCACACACGAUAUCAUUAUUCAAAACUACCACAUCCCGGCUGGGACUCUGGUUCAGUUAGGACUGUAUGCCAUGGGCCGAGACCCCAAAGUGUUCGUUCGUCCGGAGCAGUAUCUGCCGUCCCGCUGGCUGAGGACAGAGACGCACUACUUCAGGAGCCUGAGCUUCGGCUUCGGCCCCCGGCAGUGUUUAGGACGCAGAAUAGCCGAGGCGGAGAUGCAACUCUUCCUUAUCCAUAUGCUUGAGAACUUCCGAGUGGAGAAACAGAGCCACGUGGAAGUGCAGAGCACCUUUGAGCUCAUUCUCUUGCCAGAGAAACCGAUAAUUUUGACUUUGAAGCCUCUACAUUCUAGUCGGUAACGCCAAGUUUACAGAGACAGUCUGUGGUGGCGAAUGAUAAGCCAGGAUCAUUUCUAGGAAGGGCUUCACAAAGCACCACCACGUAUAAACACUGAAGACAAUCUUCCAAUCUGAGAUGUUGAAAACAUUAAGAAAGAAAAAGCCAAAAAUGUGCAAGAACAAAUGACCUCAGUAAAUCAAUAACCAGUGAAUAGUAAUUAUAUAUAUAUUGUUUCUUAUUUGGAGAGUCAUUUGAACAAGGAUGAAAAUGUGCAGUGUGUGUUCAAUAUAAUAAAAAACCUGUGCUUUUUCCCCCAAGUGUGUAAUGACAAAAUAUAAACUCUAAACUGUGAUGAAUAAAAUAAUACAACUGA
Pseudoliparis swirei is the source of this 2968-nucleotide messenger RNA. RefSeq names its product cholesterol side-chain cleavage enzyme, mitochondrial. The transcript is spliced from 9 exons. NCBI's taxonomy places the organism in Eukaryota, Metazoa, Chordata, Actinopteri, Perciformes, Liparidae. The record is from RefSeq and is a predicted model, not a curated record. Gene Ontology annotation, molecular function: heme binding; iron ion binding; oxidoreductase activity, acting on paired donors, with incorporation or reduction of molecular oxygen. Gene Ontology annotation, biological process: glucocorticoid biosynthetic process; cellular response to peptide hormone stimulus; C21-steroid hormone biosynthetic process. Bases 1065 to 2615 code for a protein of 516 amino acids. Gene Ontology annotation, cellular component: mitochondrial inner membrane.